This is a messenger RNA of Pisolithus orientalis, 615 nucleotides long. RefSeq lists its product as uncharacterized. NCBI's taxonomy places the organism in Eukaryota, Fungi, Basidiomycota, Agaricomycetes, Boletales, Pisolithaceae. Bases 54 to 578 code for a protein of 174 amino acids. The transcript is spliced from 5 exons. The record is from RefSeq and is a predicted model, not a curated record.
CACCCUGCAAGGUCCUCUCCUGGCACGCUCCCACAACACCCACCCCCGUCAAAAUGCUCAACGGGACAACAAGCACGAAGCAAGUCGUAGGAAGCUCAAAGAACUUUCAGACGUCAGUACGAAGAGAAACGAAGAGGGCCGAGAGCCCGAAACUCGCCGCAUGGCAACAGGAAUGUUUGACGUUGAUGAAUCUGAUCAGUCCAACUUGUAAUUAUGUUGUAAGACAAACUAAACUGCGUCUGGUUGGAGUCGAGAUGGCUAUGAAGCCGAAUUACAAUGAACUCAUUGACAGCGACAUGCCCCAAUCUCCAGACGCUUCCUACUCGCUCUAUAUAGUGUGGCGGAAGUUCCUGAAUUCAAGACCAGGUUUCAUCCGAGAAGCGAUCAACCACCAUUCUGUCGAUGAAACACCCUGGUCCCUCUUUCGCACACUAGGCGAAUUCAAGUUCGUAGAAAUUGCACUCGACGCAGUACUCAAUCAACAUGUCAAUGCAAUGCUUGAUCUCAUCGCUCAUGUCGCACAGGAUGCUAACUCAGGUCUCCCUAAAGAAUGGCGCAGAGCUUUGCUAAAUGUGUGAUGCAACUGCGAUGGGAAUCACGCUGGUAAAUCUUUGA